Molecule: messenger RNA, 948 nt
Organism: Pocillopora verrucosa
Lineage: Eukaryota; Metazoa; Cnidaria; Anthozoa; Scleractinia; Pocilloporidae
Source: RefSeq, a predicted model, not a curated record
UUAACCCAUUAGCCUGCAGCUAUAUGAACUAAGCCAUUCCUUAAAGCAUUCGCUGACAAACUAGGAAGCAACCGGUUAAAACACCCACAUUAACCGCCGUCCUAAGACCAGUCGAUUCGUGGAAUUGACAAUAUUUCAGGCCGUAGACGAUCUUUUAUCUCCGUUCUGCUAGAAAUCACAAUGUCGCUGUUAUAUUUCUUUCAAACAAGCCUCGAGUACCAUGGGAUAACUUCAAAAGAGCUUUAUCAACUAUGGUUCAAGCACGCUCAAGCUGCUUUUAAGAUGUACGAACAAGGAAUUAUGAAAUAUGCCUUCAAGAUAGCUGGAGAAAGAAAAGUUCUUGGAGUGAUGUCAGUGGAGUCACCCUCAGUACUGGACACUUGCUUUGUCGAGCUUCCUCUUUACCAGGCUAUCGGAGAUCAGUUACACUCGACAUUUACCCCGUUGAGACAAUACGAAGGAUUUGCGACAGAUGUGAGCGAUAGAAUUGGGAACGGAGAAAAAUACGGGAAUGAAAAGUCCACCUUAAAGAACGGCCUCUUCUACAUCCUGACGUUUACUGUGGAAUACGACCUUACCAUGACACAACAGGACCUGUUUGCUGUCUGGGCUGAGGAGGCUAAAGAGGCUCUCAAGGCAAAAAAGUCUGGAAUCAUCCUGGACUUGUGGAAAGUGGUAGCGGAACGUAAAGUUAUAGCCGUUGUCUGUGUGGAUGAUCCGACUGAUGUUGACAGAAUGUCACUGGACUUACCAGUCAUGAAAAAGAUGGGAAGCAAAGUCCAUAUAGAUUGCAAGUCGAUACGGCCGAUAGAGGAAUGGGCCAAAGAUCUACAAAAGCUAGCAGAAUAACAAGCAUGUAAUAGGGCCAUCGGAUUGUAAACCAUUCUCGCACUGAAUUGAAUUUAGAACGUAGUUAAUGAUAUAUUAAACUAUUAAGAAAAAGUCAGA